Acanthoscelides obtectus is the source of this 1242-nucleotide messenger RNA. Lineage: Eukaryota; Metazoa; Arthropoda; Insecta; Coleoptera; Chrysomelidae. The record is from the annotation of a GenBank genome assembly.
AUGAAUCGAAAUUUUUUCAAUUACUUUCGAUUUAAAAAAGCAGAUACUCGUUGGAGGAAAAGUAUCUGCCCAGAAGAAAAACUAGCGAUAUUUUUAAGUUCUUUCCUUUGGACUGUCAUUGUCAAGUUGUGUCAUUGUAGUCACACUGUCUCUUCGUUUGUAGGUUCAUUCGAUGUCGUGGUGUCAUCUUCGGUGUGUUCUUCAGGUUGUUUAGCAGAUACGCUUUCGUGCGUUUCACCAGCAGCACACUACUUUUUUCAAAAACAGCAUCUGAUUUAUGGUAGUUGUAGGGCAUCGUGUUUGAGACAGCCGAACCAGACGUCUGUGCAAUUCUUUUUAAUCUUUUAGUAUGCAGCAUCCGGGUGCUCAUUUAAGAUCUUCAUUACACUAUCGCGUUGGUGUAUCGACUGUUAGCAACAUUAUUAAAGAAGUUUCAAGAUGCAUAUGGAACAAUUUAAGUGAAAAAUUUAUGCGACUUCCUACAUCAGUCGACGAAUGGGAACAGAUAGGCAAGUGGAUUUAACAAAAAAGCUAAUUUUUCCCCAAUGUCUCGGAGCUGUCGACGGAAAACAUAUCCGACUUAACAAACCACCAAAUAGCGGUUCACUGUAUAUCAAUUACAAAGGAUUUUUUUCCAUCAUAUUAUUAGCUAUCGUAGACUCCGACUAUCGCUUUGUAUAUGUCAUUGUCGGAUCUUAUGGAAAGAAUGCGAUUCAUCAGUAUUCAAGGAGACAACAUUUUGGAAAAUGAUGCUUAGAUGGCAGUCUUCAAAUACCUGCACAAUGCCCAUUAACAGGAGACUCAGAAACGAGAGCGCCUUAUGUGGUCAUUGAAGACAAAGGUUUCGAUUACACAAAAAAUUUACUAAGCGAAUAUUCACUAUCGUUUGACUAAGCUAGGAGAUACUUUGAAUUUGUAUUCGUAUCUUAGCUAAUAAGUGGAGAAUAUCCAUCGGCCUCUAGACAUCGAUAAAACAUAGCGUAUGGACUGUUAGGCAUGUACUAUUACACUACACACAACUUUAUAAGGGACAAAGAGGGUUCAAAACAAUGAUAAUAACGUAUCUCAAGAUUUAGUUACGGAGACCUAACCCCAUGAAGUAAGUACAACGAGGUGGUAGAUACUGCCAAUUUAGUUCGAACGCGAAUUCGUGAACUAUUUCAUGUCCGAAGCUGGAUCAGUUCCAUGGCAGGAUGAAGCUAUUUAGAAUGUAAUUGAAUAAUAAAACAGACACUUACCGAA